Diorhabda carinulata is the source of this 3874-nucleotide messenger RNA. RefSeq names its product adenylyl cyclase-associated protein 1 (gene capt). The transcript has 4 exons. The record is from RefSeq and is a predicted model, not a curated record. Gene Ontology annotation, molecular function: actin binding; adenylate cyclase binding. Gene Ontology annotation, cellular component: cytoplasm. Lineage: Eukaryota; Metazoa; Arthropoda; Insecta; Coleoptera; Chrysomelidae. Gene Ontology annotation, biological process: cell morphogenesis; cytoskeleton organization; regulation of adenylate cyclase activity. The coding region runs from base 211 to 1473 and encodes 420 amino acids.
AAAGCUCGUUAACCUCAAAAGUGUUAAACAAUCUUGAAACGUCAACAUCGAUAUAAAAAAGUAAUUUAUUAGUCAUCCCACAUUGAAUCAUUCGUCGGCAAAAUUCGGAAAUUUUUGUAAAAAUAUAUAAAAAUAGAUCAGAGUGUUUCUAGAAGAUUGGAAAUUUUGUAUCCAACUAACAUUUGUCAUUAGUAGUUAUAUUUGAUCAAAAUGAGUGUACUGGGUUUUAGUGAUAUUAUAAAUGGACCGUUAGCUCAGUAUCUACAAAUUUCCGCCCAAAUUGGUGGAGAUGUUGCAGAACAUUCAAAUUUGGUUAAAAAUGCCUUCAAUGCCCAAUUCCAAUUUCUACAAUUAGCAAGCCAAUGCGCCCAACCUUCUUCCAAUGACUUGAUCAACCUCUUGCAACCUACUAGUGAAAAUAUUCGACUGAUCCAGGAUUACCGAGAAAAACACCGCACUUCACAAUAUUUUAACCAUUUAUCAGCUAUUAGUGAAAGUAUUCCUGCAUUGGGAUGGGUUACAGUAAGUCCUGCUCCUUUUCCUUAUGUAAAAGAAAUGAAUGAUGCUGGUCAGUUCUACACUAAUAGGGUAUUGAAAGACUGGAAAGAAAAAGAUAAGAAACACUUUGAUUGGGUUAAAGCUUGGAUUCAGACUCUUGGUGACCUUCAGGCAUUUGUUAAACAAUAUCAUACAACUGGAUUAGUAUGGUCAGGCAAAGCUGCAGCUCCAAAAGGCGGAGCUCCUCCACCACCUCCUCCAAGUUGUCCUCCACCACCACCAGUACUUGAUGUAGACAUUAUGGGAGGCGCUGGAGACGCAGAUCGUUCAGCUCUCUUUGCCGAAAUCAACAAAGGGCAAGAUAUUACCAAGGGUUUGAAAAAAGUCACCUCAGAUAUGCAGACCCACAAAAAUCCUACUCUUAGACAAGGACCAGCGCCUUUCAAGCCUACUGCGCAGCCUACAAGUGUAUCUUCCGUGAAACCUAUCGAUAAGCCUCCAAGUUUUGUUCAAGAUGGUAAAAAGUGGAUGAUUGAAUAUCAGAAAGGUAAUCACAAUCUUCUUGUUGAAAAUGCAGAGAUGAAUAAUGUAGUCUAUCUAUUCAAAUGUGAAAAUUCCACUGUACAAGUUAAAGGCAAAAUCAAUUCCAUUACAUUGGAUUCUUGCAAGAAAACUUCAGUGGUUUUCGAUACCCUCGUUUCUUCCAUGGAAUUCAUCAAUUGCCAGUCAGUUCAAAUGCAGGUACUUGGGAAAGUUCCUACUAUAUCUAUCGAUAAGACCGAUGGUUGCCAGAUUUACUUGAGUCCUGAAUCAUUAGAUGUGGACAUAAUCAGUUCAAAGUCAUCAGAAAUGAACGUUUUAAUACCAAAGGGAGAUGGUGAUUAUACUGAAAUUCCAAUUCCUGAACAAUUCAGAACUAAGGUCAACCCUAUCACCAACACCCUUAACACUGUUAUUAUUGAAAACAAAGGUUAAACUUGGAAUUAUUGGUAUUAUUUCACAAGUUAUAUUUACAUCUAACAAAUUUUAUGUUAUUUUAAUUUUCGAUCAGUAUUUUUUGCAGGCCGUCUCUAAGAUUAAUUUUUUUUUUAUUUUAAGUAGACUAGUUUUGAAAGUCAUUAUUGAUAUUUUAUAAGCUUUUCAUCAAAUUAGAGUAAAAUGACAUAAUUGUAGUUCCUUUUUAUUUUAUUCCUUAAUAAUUAAGAAAAUUCCUUCAAUAGUGCAAUACUUUUUUGUAACUAUCCCUUUUAAAUCUAGAACUGCCCCAUUUUUUAUAAGUUAAUAAUUUAUGUAAAUAAAAUUUGUUAGUAGUAAAUUAUAUUAGAUUAAAUGAUAUUUAUAAUAAUAAUAAUAUAAGCAAUUUCGUACAUUUAUAAAAACAGAUUUCUAGUGAAAAUACAUAAUUUUCUUUGUUUGAAUAUAUUUAGCGUAUACCCAAAAUACUGUUUUAUAAUUUGUAAUAGUUUUCAAUAAAUUUAAUCUUCAAUUGAAUAAAUAGAGAAACAUAUGUUAUUAUAUCAAGUCAGUAGUAGUUCAAAUGUACCACAGGUUGUUUUAAUUUUAUUUCCACCAUAUUAGACGUUAAAUAUUUUUAAUUUUAUUUAGUAACUGAACUGGCAUCUAUUUUAGAUUUUCUGAAAACUCUUGGCAAAUAUACUUUUAGAUGGCAUUCGAAACAUAAAAUAAUAUUGAAGUGAAAAUUAGAAAAAAAUAGUUUUCUUUAGUUACAGUCUUGAUUAGAAAUAAACUUAUUAAUGGUAAAUGGUAUUUUGGGAGUUUGAUAGGUAAACUUUUUGUCAUAUUAACCCAGUUUUAAGCCUGAAAGGAUUUUAAAACUUUAGUAAUAGUAAUAAUAUUAAUGAGAAUAUAAAUGAAGUUGGUGUUUGCGUACGUAAUAUUAAAUUAGUCAACGGGAGUGGAUACAUAUUUCAUAUCAAUGAAUUAUAGUGUAUUUUACAUUUGUUUGCUUAUUUUACGCUGCAUAUUAUAACUUAUCCUGCCAUACAUUGUGCUUUUAAUAAAACAUUAAAAAAUAGGAGUUGUUUCACUUUUACUCACCCAGUAUUAUUAAGUCCAAUUUUUUUAAUUAAAAUUCAGUAGCAUCUCGAAUGUCUGACUAGUUUCUUUAGAGUCUUCUAUCCUGUUGAGGUUCCAAGAGUGGUUGGAGUAAGAGAUUGAGGUGCAGUUCUAAUCUGUUGCAGUAUUUUGUACUCUUAAUAUGCGAUUGUUUCUUGUAUGUAGGGGAUUUUUAAGUGUUCCUGAAAAGUUUUGAUUGAAACAUACCAUGGAGCAUGUUUAUCAGACAUAGAAUUUGGGGUUAGUUUUUUUGGAUAAUAUUUGUAUUAAAUUUGAUGGUAUAACCCCAUAACUGUAUACCAUACGUCCAAAUUGGCUUUAAAUGAUUUGUUUUCCAGUUCCAGUUUUGAUUUUCUUCCUAGUAACCAGUACAAAUCUUUCAUUUUAAGUCAAUUUGUUUUUGCUUCUUAAGGUUAUGUUCAUUUCACAAAUAUUGGGAAGUUGUUGGAAAUGCUUUCAUUCAUUCUUGUUCUUAAGUAGGUGGUUGAAAUUUGUUUUUUAAUUUUGUAGAUUAAACCCCUAUGCCAGACCUUAUCGAAGGCUUGGCUGACAUCUAGGAAAACCGAUGUUUGAGCGUUGGUUACUGUUCCAGUAGUAGUUAUUCCUUCAUUACAUAUCACAUAAUCUUCAAAUUAAACUUCUAUAUGUUUCAGUUUUACAAUCUACUUCCAUAUCAGUUUCAAGAGCUUCUUCAGAAGUUGUUUGUACCACAGCCUUCGAAUCAGUUUAAAAUUGUCAUCAUUUUCCUAACAAUUUCCUUUCUGCAACAGAUUUCUAAAUUUUUAUCAUUCCUGGGUCUAAAGGAAGAUGUAUUAGCUGGUAAAGAUCUAUCUUUAAUUUUUCUAUAGCUAUUCAUAUUGGUAGAGAUUUAUAAUCAGAAAACAACGAGAUUUUUUAGCCUUUCCUAUAACUGUUUAAUUUUUUCAGUACCUGCCAUAUUCGUAGUAAAAAUAUUGUUAAUCGCUGUGUACUGUACUUACCAUCACAAUCCCUUUUAUUUAAAAAAAUUAGCGUUUUAUUAGGAAGCACAAGAGAAAAAAAAGUCUAAUAUCGUCAGUAUCUUUUGGUUUAUAAUCCCUAAGUAAAGUCCACAACUCAUUUUUCUAUUCAUCACAUAAUUCAUUAUUUACACUUGCACUUUAACCACAAAUCUUCUUAAAUACAAGGUCAUGACGCUUUUUAAAAAAAUUAUAAACUAACCAUUGCUGGCUUGAAAUGAACUGUGCCCUUCCAGUGGUUUAAAAAAUUCUUUGGAUUUUUGAACACUGUUUGUACCAGAUGAUUAAAAAUUUUAUAUCAG